AUGACAUCACUCAACACCAAGAGUGGUACGCCAGUCAUGCCUUUGUUGCUGCGCAGUGACGAUGCAAGUCACACCGACACUCUUGUCGAGGAAGUCUCUUGCUCUCUCGGUCUAGGCCGUGAUAGAAUCGAGAAUAUCCUCCCCAUCACGGCGUUCCAGCAAGAUGUCAUCGACUGCGCUGGUAGUGAAAAGCAACGCUCCAUUGGGCAUGUUGCUUAUGAGAUCAGCAAUGACAUUGACAUCUCAAAGUUGGCUGCUGCUUGGAAAGAUACCAUCCGCCGAACCCCUGCUCUAAGGACCUGUGCCUUUACUUUCUCAAGUGGAGAAACGUAUCAGGUCAUCUUGAAAGACAGCUUUGUCUUCUCAUGGAUGUUUAGUACAUCUGCUGAUCAGAAAGAUGCUGUUGUGAAGGAUGAAGCAGCAGCUGCGGCUUCUGGACCUCGCUGCAACAGAUUCGUUCUUCUUGACGAUCCUAUUGAAAAGAGGAAGAUCCUCAUCUGGACCUUUAGCCAUGCUCUUGUGGAUAUCACGUUUCAAGAACGGAUCCUCGGGCGAGUUCUGAAAGCUUACACCCAUGGGCACGAUGAACUCUCCAACAGACCCUACACGCCCGAGUCUUCUGACCCUGAGGAUGAUGGUCUGUCGUUGACUCCUUCUGAUGGGUCCAAAACUCCUGAAACUGAGGGUCUUCAUCCUGCAACUCAGUAUUGGAAGAAUUACUUGAGUGAUCUAAAUGCUUCGGCGUUUCCGCACUUGACUUGUCCAUUGGCUGUUACCUACCCCAAUGCAAAGUCCGAACAUCGCAUCACUUUCUCGGCCUCAGCUCAAUCAACUUGGCCCAGUGCAGCUAUUUGCCGAACCGCGCUUGCGAUUCUCUUGUCACGUUACACGCAGUCGCAAGAGGCUCUGUUUGGCGUAGUGACAGAGCAACAGCAGCUCUUGGUAAAUGGCCCAACACGGACCGUUGUGCCUUUCCGCGUAUACUGCGCUUCCGAUCAGCCUCUCUCAGAUAUCAUCGGCGCAGUUAAUGCUAACGAUGAUGGCAUCUGCCAGUUUUCAGAUGUCGGUCUUCGCAGCAUCUCUUCCACUGGGGAUGAUGGCGUUGCUGCAUGCGGAUUCCAGACUGUUCUGUUAGUGACCGAGAGCGAGAAUGAGCAAUCCUCCUCUACUUGUGAGAUUCUCCAAAAGACUGGAGAGUCUGAGCUCUUUAUGCCCUGCACCAAUCGCGCUCUGCUACUCCACUGCCAGACGGUCAGUGAUGGACUUUCCAUCAUUGCCAGAUAUGACAAGAGUCUCAUCGACUCCCAGCAAAUAGCUCGCCUCCUGCGACAACUAGGCCAGUUUGUCAAGCGCUUACGAGUCUCCCCAGAUAAGCUACCAUCUGCGGGUGAACUCGACAUCUUGACGUCAGAGGAUCAAGCUGAGAUCCAGAGCUGGAACUCACAUCCCAUCCCAUCCCAACCCACCCUCAUCCACAAAGAGAUGCUCCAGGCAGCCUCUCUAUCUCCAAGCAAAGUCGCGAUCUGCGCUUGGGACGGAGAAUGGACAUACUCUGAACUCGACAACAUCACCUCUCGUCUAGCAGCGGUCAUCAAGUUCAGCACCCCUGACCAAGAGCACGCGAUACUCCCGAUUUACUUUGAGAAGUCCAAAUGGGUUGUCGCUUCGAUGCUCGCAGUCAUGAAAGCCGGUCAUGCUUUUACUCUCGUUGACCCUAAUGAUCCUCCUGCUAGAGUCGCGCGGGUCGCUGGGCAGACUGGCGCUACUGUUGCGUUGACUUCCAAGCUAUACAGGAGCAAGGUGCAAGGUAUUAUCGAGCGCUGCAUUAUUGUUGACGAUGACCUUGUUCAGUCACUUAUUUGCACUUGCGCCUUGAAGCCAGAGCUUACUCUAGCCAAGGUUACUCCAGAGGACUUGGCCUAUGUGAUCUUCACAUCUGGCAGUACUGGUGAUCCAAAAGGCAUCAUGAUCGAGCAUCGAGCCUUUUCAUCGUGCGCCCUCCAAUUCGGCUCUGCACUUGGUAUCAACAGCGAUACGCGCGCUCUUCAAUUCGGAUCUCAUGCCUUUGGCGCUUGUCUUCUUGAGAUCAUGACGACGUUGAUCCACGGCGGCUGUGUGUGUAUUCCCUCUGAUGACGAUCGCAUGAACAAUGUCCCUGCUUUUAUCAAUCGGGCAAAUGUCAAUUGGAUGAUGGCAACUCCUUCGUACAUGGGCACGUUUCAGCCAGAUGAUGUUCCUGGACUCAAGACUUUGGUGCUUGUUGGCGAACAGAUGUCCCCGUCUGUCAAUGCCAUUUGGGCGCCUCGCGUUCAACUCUUGGAUGGCUACGGCCAGAGCGAGAGCUCUUCGAUCUGCUUCGUCGGCAAGAUUAGUUCAUCAGGCGCUGAUCCAAACAACAUCGGUCACUCAGUCGGCGCGCACUCUUGGAUCAUUGAUCCCAGUGAUCCGAAUCGUUUGGUCCCGAUCGGGGCAAUCGGUGAGCUCGUCAUUGAGAGUCCAGGCAUUGCGCGCGACUACAUUAUUCCUCCACCAACAGAAAAUUCACCAUUCUUUUCAACAGUUCCACCCUGGUAUCCCUUCAAAGAGCUACCCAAUGGAAUCAAGUUCUACAGAACUGGUGAUCUUGCGCGUUAUGCAUCUGAUGGCACUGUUAUUUGUCUUGGUCGCAUGGACUCCCAGGUCAAGAUCAGAGGACAGCGUGUUGAGCUUGGGGCUGUGGAGACUCAUCUCCGACAACAAUUGCCUGACGACAUGUCGAUUGUCGUCGAAGCUGUCAAAUCGUCGGACUCGCCUAUGAGCACUGUUCUCGUUGCCUUCUUGAUCGCUUCUGAAGCAACCGAGUCAAUAGAAGAUGCCACCAUCUUAGAUCUGGCUGCGACUAAGGCCAUGAGUGUGAAACUGGAGCAGGUUCUUCCUCGCCAUUCCAUCCCAUCAUGCUACAUCAGCAUGCAGAAUCUUCCUCGUACCGCGACUGGCAAGGUUGACAGACGAAAGCUCCGCUCUAUCGGUGGCGAUAUGUUGGCCCAGCAGCUCCAAGGAAGCAGCUCCCGCCCAUCUCAAUUCAGCUCUCCAACUACCAGCAGCCAAUCCAAGCUGGAAGAGGUUUGGCGUCAGUGCCUAGGUCUUGAGCCUAGCGCUGCCAACAUUGGAUCAACCUUCUUUGAGCUAGGCGGCCACUCAAUCACAGCCAUCAAGAUGGUCAACAUGGCUCGGUCAGCAGGAAUAGAUCUCAAGGUCUCCGACAUCUAUCAGAACCCCACUCUCGCUGGUCUUGAGGCUGUUGUCAACGGUAGUGCUGAGCCGUACGCCAUUAUCCCAAGGACCACUCGCGACGGGCCUGUCGAGCAGUCUUACUCUCAAGGUCGACUCUGGUUCCUGGAUCAGCUAGAGGUCGGUGCUCUAUGGUACCUUAUCCCCUACGCUGUGCGUAUGCGAGGUUUGGUGGACAUCGAUGCACUAAGUCGGUCGCUGAUGGCCUUGGAGCAGCGCCAUGAGACAUUGAGAACUACAUUUGAAGAUCGCGACGGUGCGGGUGUACAGAUCGUUCACCAGACCCUCUCCAAGAAAUUGAGGGUUGUCGAUGCGCCAGAUAGUGACUACCUCGACCUACUGAAACAAGAGCAGACCACUCCAUUCGAACUCACCUCUGAAGCAGGCUGGAGAGCACUUCUAGUUCGCCUAAGCGACAGAGACUACAUCCUCUCCAUCGUCAUGCACCACAUCGUCUCCGACGGCUGGUCAAUCGACGUUCUCCGUCAUGAUCUCAGCCAACUUUACGCUGCCGCUCUCCAAGGCCGUGAUCUCGCUUCAGCUAUGAACCCUCUCCCCAUCCAGUACAGCGACUUUGCCAUGUGGCAGAAGCAAGAGGCUCAAGCCCUAGAACACGAGAAGCAGCUCGAAUACUGGAAGAAGCAACUUGCUGAUUGUUCGCCGGCCAAGUUACCCACCGACUUCCCUCGUCCGGCUCUUCUAUCAGGCGAAGCAGGCGUCGUGCCAGUCUCUAUCGAUGGACAGCUGUACCAGGAUCUACGUUGUUUCUGCAAUGAGAACAACACCACUUCAUUCGCCGUGCUGUUGGCUGCUUUCCGCGCGGCGCAUUAUCGUCUCACUGGCGUUGACGACGCUGUCAUCGGCACACCCAUCGCCAACCGCAACAGAUGGGAACUAGAAAACAUCAUUGGCUUCUUCGUCAAUACUCAGUGCAUGCGCAUCACCGUUGAUGACCAAGAUAACUUUGGUUCCUUGGUUCGCCAAGUCCGAGCUACUACCACCGCGGCAUUUGAGAACGAAGACGUCCCCUUCGAGCGCGUCGUGUCAACAAUGCUGCCCGGUUCACGAGAUCUUUCCCGAACACCGCUUGCGCAACUCAUCUUUGCGGUUCACUCGCAGAAGGAUCUUGGGAGGUUUGAGCUUCAGGGUCUUGAAUCUGAGGUUGUUGCUAGCAAGGCGUAUACUCGGUUCGAUAUCGAGUUCCACCUUUUCCAAGAGGCUGAUGGUCUCAAGGGAAGUUGUAACUUUGCGACGGAUCUGUUUAGGCCUGAGACUGUUGAGAAUGUGGUGAGCGUGUUCUUCCAGAUUCUCCGGAAUGGUCUUGAGAAACCCAAUGUCCCGAUCUCGGUGCUUCCUCUUACGGAUGGGAUUGAGGAAUUGCGUCGCUUGGAUUUACUCAGAAUCAAGAAGGUUGAGUAUCCAAGAGACGCAAGCUUAGUGGACAUCUUCCGCACACAAGUCGCUGCUUACCCAGACUCUCUGGCCGUCGUGGACUCAUCGUCUCGUCUCACCUAUACGGACUUAGACCGUCAGUCUGAUCGGCUUGCGGCAAGGCUCCGUCGACAGGGCAUGCCAGCUGAGACUUUGGUCGGAGUGUUAGCACCGCGCUCAUGCGAAGCGAUUGUUGCCAUCAUUGGUAUUCUCAAGGCGAACUUGGCUUACCUCCCAUUUGACGUCAAGACUCCCUCUGCUCGCCUGAAAGACAUUCUUUCUUCUAUCCCCGGACAGACGAUAGUGCUUCUGGGCUCAGAUGUCCCUGUUCCGGAGCUUAGCAUACCGGGCUUGGAGUUUGUGCGUAUCGUUGAUGCCAUAGAGUGUUGCGACACAAACAAUCUCAAUGGACAUGCUCAUGUCGACAAUUCAAACCCUACCGCAACAAGCCUCGCGUAUGUCCUCUUCACCUCCGGCUCAACUGGUCGACCUAAGGGUGUCAUGGUAGAGCACCGCGUCAUCGUCCGUCUCAUGACAAGCAACAUCAUCCCCGACUUCCCAGUCCAACCUCGCUCAGCCCACAUGUUCAACAUUGCCUUUGACGGCGCCACCUACGAGAUCUUCUUCACUCUCCUCAACGGCGGAACUUUAGUCUGCAUUGACUACAUGACUACUCUAGACGUCAAAGCGCUUCAAGACGUGUUCCUCAAGGAAAAGAUCAACGCUGCUUGCAUGGCGCCUGCGCUGCUGAAGCUGUAUCUCACUGAUGCGCGCGAUGCGUUGAGGGGACUCGACUUUCUCAUGGCUGCUGGAGAUCGCUUCGAUGGACAAGAUGCGAUUGAGGCGCAGAGUCUUGUACGCGGCCAAUGCUAUAAUGGGUAUGGACCAACAGAGAAUGGUAUCAUGAGCACGAGGUACCCUAUCGCUGUUGGUGACUCGUUCAUCAAUGGUGUUCCUAUCGGGCGAGCUGUCAACAACUCUGGAGCUUACGUCACCGACUUGAACCAGCAGCUUGUCGGUGUUGGUGUCAUGGGAGAACUUGUUGUCACCGGCGAUGGUCUUGCACGAGGAUAUUUCGACCCAGCACUCAACGAGAACCGCUUCAUCCACAUUGAAGUCGAUGGUCAGCGAGUGAGAGCCUAUCGCACUGGCGAUCGCGUGCGGUACAGAGUAGGCUACGGCCUCAUUGAGUUCUUCGGUCGCAUGGACACGCAGUUUAAGAUCCGUGGCAACCGUAUCGAGUCAGCGGAGGUAGAAGCUGCCAUGCUCAGCCACGGCUCUGUCCGCGAUGCUGCUGUCGUCGUGCAGAAGGAUGAUGGUGAGAAAGCAGACUUGGUUGGCUUCGUUGUCAUUGAUCACGAUCAUUCUUUGGAGGGUGACGCGAAUGAUAACCAGGUUGAGGGAUGGCAGGAUCAUUUUGAGACUGAGAUGUAUGCCGAUAUUGGGGACAUCGAUCCUUCUACCAUUGGAAAGGACUUCAAGGGCUGGACGUCUAUGUAUGACGGGAGUGAGAUUGACAAGGUGGAGAUGCAGGAGUGGCUUGAUGACACUAUCAAGACGCUCCGUGAUGGUCAGGCUCCAGGCCAUGUCCUCGAGGUUGGAACAGGUAGCGGCAUGAUCUUGUUCAACCUCGGCGACGGACUACAGAGCUACAGAGGUCUUGAGCCAUCCAAGUCAGCCGCCGCAUUUACCAACAGCGUCAUCAAGUCCGUCCCGUCCCUCGCGAGCAAGGCCGAAGUCCACGUCGGUACAGCCCAGGACGUCAGCCAACUGACUGAUCUUCACCCAGACCUCGUGGUGAUCAACUCAGUCGCGCAGUAUUUCCCUUCACCAGAGUACCUGGCCCAAGUGGCAGAUACCCUGGUCCAUCUCCCCGGUGUCAAGCGGCUGUUCUUUGGCGACAUGCGAACGAACGCUACCAACAAGCACUUCCUUGUUGCCAGGGCUAUCAGGACGCUUGGUGACCACGCGACGAAGGACUCUGUUAGGCAGAAGAUGGCUGAGUUGGAGGAGCGUGAGGAGGAAUUGCUUGUCGAGCCGGUGUUCUUUACAGCACUUCAAGAUCGCUUCCCCGGACUGGUUCAUCAUGUUGAGAUUCUGCCGAAGAACAUGCAUGCUACCAAUGAGCUUAGUGCAUAUCGUUAUGCGGCUGUGGUGCACAUACGCGAUAGCGACUCAGUACCUGUGCAUACAAUUGAGAAGAGUACUUGGGUCGACUUUGGCGCGUCACGCAUGGAUCGCACGUCUCUCUUACAGUUCCUGCGACGUUCGAAGGGGCCAUCUACCGUGGCCAUCAGCAACAUUCCCUUCGCCAAGACCGUCUUCGAACGACUCAUCGUUGAGUCCCUCGAGGCUGAAGAAGAGUCCAAGCUUGAUGGUGCGGCUUGGAUCUCAGCAGUUCGCUCGGAUACUGAGACCCGUGCGUCUCUUUCUGUUCCUGACCUUCACCGACUCGCCGAAGAGGCUGGGUUUCGCUUGGAAGUCAGUGCAGCCCGUCAGUGGUCCCAGAGUGGUGCCCUAGACGCUGUCUUCCACCACCUCCCAUCGCCUUCAGACACUCGACGCACGCUCAUCAAGUUUCCAACCGACAAUCACCUCCGGAGCUCAGCGACCCUUGCCAAUCGUCCGCUACAGGGCCUUCAGAGACGCCGUGCAGCGCUUCAAGUCCGUGAGCGCCUACAGUCCCUGCUUCCAUCGUACAUGAUUCCCUCUAGCAUCGUGGUCUUGGAUCACAUGCCUCUCAAUCCCAAUGGCAAGGUCGACAGGAAGGAGCUUGCACGUCAGGCUCGAAUUAUACCCAAGCAGCAGACUGCACUGCCUGCACAAGCGGUGCCUAUCAGUGACAUCGAGGCGAUACUUUGCGAUGAGGCGACUGCGACAUUUGGGAUGAAGGUUGACAUCUCAGAUGACUUCUUCAAACUCGGCGGACAUUCCCUCUUGGCCACGAAGCUCAUCUCGCGGGUUGAGCAGCGCUUCAAUGUUCGCGUCACUGUCAAAGACGUCUUUGACAACUCCGUCUUUGCCAAUCUUGCAGUAGUUAUUCGUGAAGGACUUGCUUCACGCACCACCUUGACGAAUGGUCAAGACAAGCAAGGCUGGUCAGCCCGUGUCGCUCCUCGGACUGAGACUGAGAUCACCUUGUGUGAUGAGGCUUCCAAGCUUCUUGGAAUUGAAGUUGGUAUUACGGAUAACUUCUUUGAUCUUGGUGGACACUCGAUGAUGGCGACAAAGCUGGCCAUGAGGCUUGGUCGUCGACUGGAUACUACGAUAGUGGUCAAGGAUAUCUUUGACUACCCCGUUUUGUUCCAACUUUCCAAGAAGCUUGAGUCGACUGAUUCGGGGACUGACAAUGAAGAGGUACAGGUUGACGACUAUACCCCGUUCGAGCUUCUCUCACUAGAGAAUCCGCAAGACUUUAUUCAGCGAGAGAUUUGCUCACAGCUCAACGUCUCAUUGGAGUCGGUUCAGGACAUGUACCAAAGCACGCAGAUGCAAAAGUCAUUCCUCUUCAGUCCCGGGACUGGGUCCCCACGACCUCUCACACCCUUCUACAUUGACUUCCCAGUUGACUCAGACCCUCCUACUCUCGUUAAUGCCUGCCAUUCCCUAGUUCAACACAUUGAUAUGUUCAGAACAGUCUUUGUGCUAGCUUCAGAACAGUUAUACCAAGUGGUUCUGAAGCAUCUCGACGUGCCAAUUGAGACGAUUGUCACCAAUCAAAACGUCAACACGGCGACCAACGAUUUCCUGAAUGAGCAUGCACAGGAUCCCAUUCGUCUUGGAGAGUCGUUGAUACGCAUCGCUAUUCUCAAGCAGUCAUCUUCAGUACGGGUACUACUGCGACUGUCGCACGCCUUGUACGACGGUUUGAGUUUGGAGCCUAUUGUGCGUAAUCUGCACAUCCUCUUCAACGGCAUGUCGCUUCUUCCACCAACGCAGUUCAAGCGGUAUAUGGAGUACACUGCCAAUAGUCAAGAGAAGGGUUUUGAGUUCUGGCGUGACGUGAUUGGAGACUCUCCCAUGACUAUCUUGAGCGAUGCGGGCCACGGAGCCUAUCGUCAGGAGAUGUCACCUUCCAAGGCCUUGCACUUGUCAAAGGUCGUCAGCGUUCCAAGUCAAGCGAUCCGCAGCAGCAUCGCCACGCAGGCGACGGUCUUCAAUUCUGCUUGUGCUUUGGUGCUGUCAAAGGAAUCUAGGUCCAGCGAUGUUGUCUUCGGUCGCAUUGUCUCAGGUCGUCAGGGGCUGCCGGUCAGUUGCCAGGACAUCAUCGGCCCUUGCACGAAUGCCGUCCCCGUUCGCGCACACAUUGGCACAGACGAGAAUCAUCACCAGAUGCUUCGCGACAUGCAAGAUCAAUACCUGCGAAGCUUACCAUUCGAGACCCUAGGCUUCGAGGAGAUCAAGCGCAACUGCACAGACUGGCCAGACUCCACUACAAAUUUCGCAUGCUGUGUUACGUAUCAUAACUUUGAGUAUCAUCCCGAGAGUGAAGUGGAACAGCAACGUGUCGAGAUGGGAGUCUUGUCGAAGCAUGUUGAGCUCAGGAAGGAUGAGCCACUGUAUGAUUUGGCGAUAGCGGGAGAGGUCGAGCCUGAUGGGAUGAGCUUGAAGGUUACUAUCAUUGCGAGGGCGCAUUUGUUUGAGGAGGAGAGGGUGCAGUAUUUCUUGGAGGAGGUUUGCAACACGUUUCAGACUUUGAACUUUUCUUUGUAA
This is a messenger RNA of Fusarium proliferatum ET1, 9414 nucleotides long. RefSeq lists its product as uncharacterized. Gene Ontology annotation, cellular component: cytoplasm. The coding region runs from base 1 to 9414 and encodes 3137 amino acids. Lineage: Eukaryota; Fungi; Ascomycota; Sordariomycetes; Hypocreales; Nectriaceae. Gene Ontology annotation, biological process: secondary metabolite biosynthetic process; amino acid activation for nonribosomal peptide biosynthetic process. The transcript has a single exon. Gene Ontology annotation, molecular function: phosphopantetheine binding; catalytic activity. The record is from RefSeq and is a predicted model, not a curated record.